CCGGAUUUUCUGUAUUUUAUACAACUACUCUACGCGCCCCCAUCGUAAUGUGUGUUCUGUUUUUAUGGUUUGAAUUGUAAUUGUGUAGUUUUAACUGAAUCUCACGUCCCAUAGUUCCGUGUUGCAUCUUCGCUACUACUUCCUCUUGUCUUUGCGCAUGCUCACAUCGUAGUAGAAUGCGGAUUUCGAAGCUAACGAGAAUAGCUAGCUGGUAAGCUAAAAACAAUCUUCUCGUUGUGAGGCUUUAGACGUGGAAAAUGUCUAAAACGCACGCACAGUCGCCGUCGUCUUCGGCAGCGACGACCACCGGGGCUAUCUCUUCGUCCUCUUCGUCUUCGCCCGCAGGGGGGUCGACGUCUCCCGCUACCGUGUUGAACGUACAGCCCGAGAAACCUCAACAUUACACAUAUCUGAAGGAGUUCAGGACGGAGCAGUGUCCCCUUUUUGUACAACACAAAUGUACACAACACAGACCUUUCUCCUGUUUCCACUGGCACUUCCUGAACCAGCGGCGCCGCAGGCCCAUCCGCAGACGGGACGGCACCUUCAACUACAGCCCAGAUGUUUACUGUACCAAAUAUGAUGAGGGAUCAGGCACGUGCCCCGAAGGAGAUGAAUGUCCAUUCCUACAUCGAACAGCAGGUGACACAGAGCGUAGGUACCACCUCCGCUACUACAAGACUGGCUCUUGUAUCCAUGAAACGGAUGCAAAAGGCCACUGCAGCAAAAACGGCUCCCACUGUGCCUUCGCUCACGGAUCGCAUGACCUGCGCAGCCCGGUUUAUGACAUCAGGGAAGUGCAGGUAAUGGAGACUCAAGGAGGCAUGGGGGCCACGGAGGGAGGAGGAGGCGGAGGAGGAGGAGGAGGAGGAGGGGGAGACGGACAGUCAGGACAGGCAGCCAGUACAGCACUGAUAGAGAAGAUCCUGAGUGAGGAACCACGCUGGCAAGACAACAACUAUGUGCUGUCCCACUACAAGACAGAGCUCUGUAAGAAGCCUCCUCGUCUGUGUCGUCAAGGUUACGCCUGUCCCUAUUACCAUAACAGUAAAGACCGAAGGCGCAGCCCGCACAAGCACAAAUACAGAGCGUUGCCAUGUCCUGCAGUGAAACAAAGUGAAGAGUGGGGAGAUCCUAGUAAAUGUGAGGGAGCAGAGGGAUGUCAGUACUGCCACACAAGGACAGAACAACAGUUCCACCCCGAGAUCUAUAAAUCCACCAAGUGUAAUGACAUGCAACAAUGCGGCAGUUGUCCUCGAGGGCCCUUCUGUGCCUUUGCUCAUAUUGAAAAGCCCUUCGUUUCUGAAGAACCAUCGUUCCCCAACCCCAGCUCCCCUCCACCCCCGAGACCUCCCGACCCUCUUCCCGUCCAGGAGGCUUCUUCUAGUCCCAGCAGUCACAACAUGGGGCCCGGGCUUUGUUCUGUGCCAGACCCCUUCUCACCCUCUGCAGGGUCAUGUGUAGCAGAGCAGGGAUUACUAGGUAGCGUUUUAUCUCUGUGUGAGGACAUGAGCGGAGGAGCGGAGCCUCUGUCUCCCUGGGCCGGAGAGGGAGGUUACGGCAGAGCACCUGGAUUUGAGCGAGAAGAUCAGGCCAAACAAAGGAGUUUUGCUCUCGAGCAUCGGGGCAGAGAGAUGGCAUCGUCACAAAUAAAACAGGACUUGCUGGUGUUUUUGCCCGUUGGCAGCCCUUUGAGUCUGUCCUCCAGCAUCCCUUCCAGCCUGGCUGCAACACCACCCAGCCCCGCCCCUCUGGGACCUCCAGGAUCUAGCAUCUCUUCAGGCAUGAACGCUAACGCUCUGCCCUUUUACCCCACAAGUGAGACCGUGGAGUCAGUUGUAGAGUCGGCCCUGGAUGAUCUUGACCUGAAUGAUUUUGGUGUAUCUGCGUUGGAGAGAAGCUUAGAGAGCAGCUCUGCUCUCCCCAGCGUGGGAGUUAUGCUGGGAGGCAGCCAGCUCCAGAGUUCUGCCCCAGUCAACAUCCCAGGAUCUUUUAGCAGCUCUGCUCCUUUCAGUUCCCCGUCACCGUCUCCCCCAGUCAGACCGCACACUUCACCGUUCUUCUCCACUCAUUUGUCGCAACCCAGCCAAUCAGAGAGCGCCUUCCUGGGACCAUCUCAUAGCUCAUUAGGUUUGAAUGGAAUGAGCUCUAAUAUUUGGGAGCACUUCCCGUCGGGCCAGGGUUCCCCUGGCACCCCCCCCACCCUGUUGCCUUCAGGCCCCUGUGCUGAGACGUCGAGGCUCAAACAGGAGCUGGAGGAAGCUCACAGGACGCUGAAGCAGUGGGGUCACAGCUGGAGGCACACAGCUCAGUCGUGGGCUGCUCUUAAGGCCGACGCGGAGGAGUCUCGCGCCCACGCGGCGCGGUUAGCCAUGGAGGCAGAGAGAGCCAAGCAGGCUGAAGAGGAGGCGCAGAGGCAGGCGUCUCUCCUGCAGGAGGCGCUGGAGAACUUAAGGAGCGGAGACAAUCCCCAUCUUGCGCUGCACCAACUCCAGCUACUACACAGGCUGCCUUUGGAGUCGGUUCUCAGUUUACAGGCUCAGCUCUGCACCUGCUUACACGCUGUGGAACAGGUGGUAUACAAGAAACAGAGACAGUGCUGCGUGACGUGCGGGGAGCAGGGCUCAGUGUCCCUGCCCUGCGGCCACGGACUACAGUGUGAGAGCUGCUCGUCCUCCACAGAGUGUCCCCUCUGUCCCGAACAGACCCUGGAGCAGCAGCAGCAGCAGCAGCAGCAGCAGCAGCAGCAGCAGCUCUCUUGACCUCGCACCUGAGUCGCACCAACGACCAGUCAGUCCUGAUUCCACAGAUGCCAGCUUCUGGAUCCAGACCAGAUUCAAACGUAACUCAAAUGUUCACUUUGUAUCAUGGUAACAACACAACGAGCUCUGAUCUGGUUGGGUACUUUUUUUUUUUUUUUAAGAUGAGGUUAACUGAUAAAUGACCAGUUUAGCGAGCACUUAGUCAAAGCUCUUAAUGUGGAAUCGGUAACAGUUUAGGAGGAAUAGUGUUUCCAGUGUUACAUCGUACACCAGUACAUUUAGCUUUUUAUUGCUUUCGACCAGCAGCACUGUUCUUUACCUCUGCUCUUGUUGUUGUGAAAAUAACUUAAAGACCUGCUGUAAUUUUCCAUCUGAAUGCAGCUAUGGAACAAUCACAAGUAGUCUUAAGUGGAGUGUCACGCAUCCGUUUGGACAGAUCAAGGUUAAAAACAUCUUUAAAUUUAAGUAAAGUACAGUGGGUAUAUAUAUUUAUAAAAAAAAAAUCUAAAAAGAUAGAUCAUAACAGGACAUUUGUACUUCUAUUUUAAAAUCACAUGUAACCACACUGAAAACCAGAGAACAAGAUAUUUUUUUAAAAAAAGUAGAAUUGCAUAAGUGUGUACAGCACUGAACUAAUACUUAGUUGAAAGGUCGUUCAUCUUGACCUGGGAAUGUUUUCCUGCUCUUCUCUGAGAAAAUGUUUCAGGUCGGUCUAAUUAUGAGGUCACUGAUUGUCACUCUGAAACUUAAAAGUCUCUCAUUGCUGAGGUCAUUUUAUUUUACUCAUUUGCUUGUCCGAUUUCUUUUUUUCAGAGAUUAGACGAAUAACUCGAUUCUGAACACAUCCUCAUAAUCACGUAUGAAAGGUCGUACACUCUUAUGCAAUUAUAGUUUAAAUCUUCUCUCUCUGAAAUGUGUAACAUUGGUUUUCAGCAGCACUGUAGAGGUGAUUUUUUUUACAAUACGUGUACAAAAGCUCUGUUACGACUUAUCUGCUGUGUGUCAGCAAGUAUCUAAAAACUGUCUAGAUGGAUGAAUAACAGGCAGGUGAGCAUUUGAGGUUUUAUUGUUGAUGGCGUUGAGCCAUCUUAACAAAAAUCUACAGGUGUGACUGAAAACACUUAAAGGGCAUACGACGUUCCAUCCACACAACGAUCCCCACGUUGCUACAGGCAGCGGGAGGCCGUCACUGGUAGCACUUAUCUAGACAAUAAUGAAUUUGUUCGAUUUUUUAUUUUUUUUUUUCCACAGUUUUCUUUCAGUAAAGGAAAACGAAAAUGGUUCAUUUCUGUUGAGCAGCAACAGAAAUAUUUUAAGAAAAGAGUUAGUUAUAUUUGUAAUGUACAACAGACGGCCUCUGUUUAAAACACUCAGGUUUGCUCGAAUAUUCUUCUACGUAAAACUGGAAGAGGGAAGCACGUCAACACAGUCGAGGCAAAUGUACUAAGUCAACUUGUGUAGUCUUUGAAAUUUCAUUUUUUUUUUAAUCGUUUUUCAUGUUAGCUCGAACAUACAUAUUUUUGCGACUCUUUUUGCAAUUGUUAAUUAAAAUCAAUGUGCGACAGGUUUCUCUGCCAAAAUUUUUACAUUUGUAGUAAUCUUUGACAUUGACGGUGUGUCAAAUGUAGUCUGAUAUAUAUAUAAAUAUAUAUAUGUAUACACACAUGGUUAAGUGAUGCCGUACUUAUCUCUUGCACUGAUUAGACAAAGCAUCAGGAAGCAUACGGAUAUGUGAAGCUGUGUGAGGUUUGAAUGCAGGUGUGGAAGUGGUCACGAUCACUGUGAUGGUCUUUGGUAAACCCAUUCUCGGCAUACUGUCCACACACAACUCAUGCAACACCAGUGUUUCCUUCUGAGUGGAUUUUUUUUUCUUUGUUUUUGGUACAGAUCAUUAAAACAAAUUGUAUAUUUUUGGAGGAA
Mugil cephalus (flathead mullet) is the source of this 4682-nucleotide messenger RNA. It is a transcript of the gene unk, whose product is annotated as unk zinc finger. NCBI's taxonomy places the organism in Eukaryota, Metazoa, Chordata, Actinopteri, Mugiliformes, Mugilidae. The transcript is spliced from 15 exons. Gene Ontology annotation, molecular function: metal ion binding; mRNA CDS binding. The coding region runs from base 258 to 2762 and encodes 834 amino acids. The record is from RefSeq and is a predicted model, not a curated record. Gene Ontology annotation, biological process: cell morphogenesis involved in neuron differentiation.